AAUUCGGUUGCCUGGAGUUCCAAGGGAAGUUGUAUGUGUGCCCAUGUGAUAACGUCAGUGGAAGCUGCCCGGAGUAAGUGAGGGAUCCAGAAGUUUGGAACAUAAGUCAAUUUGGGGCUUUAGCAUCUUGCAGAAAGCAGGACCACACAGUUGCUUUUUCAUCUACUCCACAUUCAAGUCUCCCUGCAAAACUGGGGGUCCUGAGACACUCUGAGCCUGUGACCCCAGCGUGGGAGAAAAUAGGAUCAAGAUGGCUAUGUGGCAGGGAUACAUGGAUAACAGAGGCUUUCAGCAGGGGAGUUUUAGUAGCUUUCGGAGCAGCUCUAGUGAUGAAGACUUGAUGAACAUAACAGGAACAGCUAUGGAUUUCUCCAUGAGAGAUGAUGUUCCUCCAUUAGACCGAGAAGUAGAAGAGGACAAGUCAUACAAUGGUGGAGGAAUAGGUUCUUCAAAUAGGAUCAUGGACUUCUUGGAAGAGCCAAUCCCUGGUGUAGGGACAUAUGAUGAUUUCAAUACAAUUGACUGGGUAAGAGAGAAGUCUCGAGACCGGGAUAGGCACCGAGAGAUUACCAAUAAAAGCAAAGAGUCAACCUGGGCCUUAAUUCACAGUGUAAGUGAUGCUUUCUCUGGCUGGUUGUUGAUGCUCCUUAUUGGACUUCUAUCAGGUUCCCUAGCUGGUUUAAUAGACAUUUCUGCUCAUUGGAUGACAGACUUAAAAGAAGGUAUAUGUACAGGGGGAUUCUGGUUUAACCAUGAACAUUGUUGCUGGAACUCUGAGCAUGUCACCUUUGAAGACAGAGACAAAUGCCCAGAGUGGAAUAGCUGGUCCCAGCUUAUCAUCAGCACAGAUGAGGGAGCUUUUGCCUACAUAGUCAAUUAUUUCAUGUACGUCCUCUGGGCUCUUCUAUUUGCCUUCCUUGCUGUAUCUCUUGUCAAGGUGUUUGCACCUUAUGCCUGUGGCUCUGGAAUUCCUGAGAUAAAAACUAUCUUGAGUGGUUUCAUUAUUAGGGGCUAUUUGGGUAAGUGGACUCUGGUUAUCAAAACCAUUACCUUGGUGCUGGCAGUAUCGUCAGGCUUGAGCCUGGGCAAAGAAGGCCCCUUGGUGCAUGUGGCUUGCUGCUGUGGAAAUAUCCUAUGCCACUGCUUCAACAAAUACCAGAAGAAUGAAGCCAAGCGCAGAGAGGUCUUGUCGGCUGCAGCAGCAGCUGGUGUAUCUGUAGCCUUUGGAGCACCUAUUGGCGGAGUAUUAUUUAGCCUAGAAGAGGUCAGCUACUAUUUUCCUCUUAAAACAUUGUGGCGUUCAUUCUUUGCUGCUUUGGUGGCAGCAUUUACUCUACGUUCCAUCAAUCCCUUUGGGAACAGUCGCCUGGUUUUAUUUUAUGUGGAAUUUCAUACCCCAUGGCAUCUCUUUGAGCUUGUGCCAUUCAUUCUGCUGGGCAUAUUUGGUGGUCUGUGGGGAGCUUUGUUCAUCCGCACAAACAUUGCCUGGUGUCGGAAACGGAAGACCACCCAGUUGGGCAAGUACCCUGUCAUAGAGGUACUUGUUGUGACAGCUAUCACUGCCAUCCUGGCUUUCCCCAAUGAGUAUACCCGCAUGAGCACAAGUGAGCUCAUUUCUGAGCUAUUCAACGACUGUGGCCUUCUGGACUCCUCCAAGCUUUGUGACUAUGAGAAUCGUUUCAAUACAAGCAAAGGAGGUGAACUGCCUGACAGACCAGCUGGCAUGGGAGUCUACAGUGCAAUGUGGCAGCUGGCUUUGUCACUCAUACUGAAGAUUGUCAUUACUAUAUUCACCUUUGGCAUGAAGGUCCCUUCUGGCCUCUUUAUCCCUAGCAUGGCUGUAGGUGCCAUAGCAGGCCGACUUUUAGGAGUAGGAAUGGAGCAAUUGGCUUAUUACCACCAUGAUUGGACCAUCUUCAAUAGCUGGUGUAGUCAAGGAGCAGAUUGCAUUACCCCUGGCCUUUAUGCAAUGGUUGGGGCUGCAGCCUGCUUGGGUGGGGUGACUCGGAUGACUGUUUCUCUUGUCGUCAUAAUGUUUGAACUGACAGGUGGCUUGGAAUACAUUGUGCCCCUGAUGGCUGCAGCCAUGACAAGCAAGUGGGUGGCAGAUGCUCUUGGAAGAGAGGGCAUUUACGAUGCUCACAUUCGUCUCAAUGGAUACCCCUUUCUUGAAGCCAAAGAAGAGUUUGCUCAUAAGACCCUGGCAAUGGAUGUUAUGAAACCCCGGAGAAAUGAUCCUUUGUUGACUGUUCUUACUCAGGACAGUAUGACUGUAGAAGAUAUAGAGACCAUAAUCAGUGAAACCACUUAUAGUGGCUUCCCAGUGGUGGUGUCCCGGGAGUCUCAAAGACUUGUUGGCUUUGUCCUCCGAAGAGAUCUCAUUAUUUCAAUUGAAAAUGCCCGAAAGAAACAGGAUGGAGUUGUAAGCACUUCUAUCAUUUAUUUUACUGAGCAUUCUCCUCCAAUGCCACCAUACACUCCACCCACCCUGAAGCUUCGGAACAUCCUAGAUCUCAGCCCCUUCACUGUGACUGACCUUACACCCAUGGAGAUCGUAGUGGAUAUUUUCCGCAAGCUGGGACUGCGGCAGUGCCUGGUUACACACAAUGGGCGAUUACUUGGAAUAAUUACCAAAAAAGAUGUCUUAAAGCAUAUAGCACAGAUGGCAAACCAAGAUCCUGAUUCCAUUCUCUUCAACUAGAAUCACAAGGUUGUUCUGGAUUUGAAACAGGAAGGACAUUGCAGACGAUGCAUCUAUUUUAUUAACUGGGUACCCAAAACACAUUUCCCAUAUUUGGAUGGUGAAAUCAUAUUAAUAUGCUGUCUCUCUCCUACAAGUUAACCAGUUGCACUACAUAAUCUCUGGAAAUUCAUCUUCUUUUUAGAAGAAAAUAUGGUUAGGCUUCUGUGAUACGCAUUAGGAAGAUUUCAUGGAAGAGUAAACUAAGCAUGAUUGCUAUGGUUUAUUUGUUUUUUAAAGAUUUUUUUAUUUAAAAAAAUAAUCAUUAGUCAGUAUGCAAUCACUGGAAACUAUGCAAGAAAAAUGCCAACCGUCCUGACCUAUCCUAUAGCCUGUAGGAAACUCAUGAAGAACUCAUUUGAGGGGGGAUCUGACAUUGGUAAAAGAUGAAGUGUAAACUAAGGGGCUUUGCUUUUCAAACCACAGAAAGGAAAGCCAGAAGGAAAAUAGUGAUGGUAUGUUCUAGACUGUGAAAAUUCAACUCAAAUGUUAUCCUUGUCCUGUUACAAUGUUUAGCAUUAUUAAUUUGUUAUGUGUGUAUCUGUAUGUUAAUUUUAACUUUUGAUUAUAAGACAAUGCUGCUUUGGUUAAUCUCCUCUAAGUGAAUUGAGAGAGGUUGACUUUUAUAGCUGGCUUAUUCCUGGUACUCUUUUGAAGUGCACAAAGAUAAGUUAUAGAGCUUUCUCCUUGUCUGCAAGAAAGAUAAUUUUCCAGGUGAUAUUUGUUAGCUUGUAGACAAGGACUUUGCCAUGAAAUUGUUAGUAGCAAGGAAUGAUUUCUUUCAGCUUCCUUGAAAUGAAUUAUUUGUACAGUUCUAAGCAAAGUCACUGAUUAGGAUUUCACAUUUUUGUGAGGUCCUAACUAAUUCUCUUACCCAGAUGCCAUCUCCAAGAAUGAUGGUGCUUUAGGCUUCUGGAAUAUGUAAGAACAGUAAAGGGAACCAGUAUAGGCUGUAUACUGGAAAACCAGGGAAGAUUCAAAGCUGCAUCUGCAUUCUUAUGCAUUCCUUUAUAAAGGACACCAGUACUAAAGUAACUGGUCACUUAUGCCUCCUCUCAGUGUUAAGUACAUAUAACAGGCCAGUGUUGUCCCAGUGAGCAUGAAUAAGGCUUUGGAUACUUUCAAAUAUAUUCAAGAUAUUAGAACAAAAUAGGCGGUUGUGCCUCCCUUAAGGGUCCCUUUAGACUUUUAAAUAAAACACAGAGCCAUCCAAAGACCCAGGGGCAUGGACAAGGCCUGGUGACACCAAUGGUGCUUGUAUACCAUUGAAAAGGUGCCUGUCUCAAUUCUCUACAACUUCUAAUGCAGUUAAAAAAAUCACACUAUAGGGGCACUGGUGGAAUUAAAGAGCCACCCCCAUCAUUCCAACCACUAUAGUAUUCAAUUUUAUUUAGUUUUACCCAUGUGCAAUUACUGUCCCUCCACUCUUUUCCUCCCUCCUAUUCCUUACCACUGAAUCCUCUCUUUGAGGUUGAGUACUAUGCCCUGGUUAAUCAUUCCUAUUGCAAAAAGUGAUUCCCAGGGCUAGUUAAGUUGUAAACCAAGGCUCAGCAAUCUUAGGGCACAUGGACCAGAGGUGAUUCACAGCCAUUGCCUUUGCCAUAUGGCCCAGUUGUUGCUACCAUGCCUCCAUUUCCACAUCAGAUGUGCAUAGCAGUGAGAUUUCACUGCCAGAAGCGAAGGUUUAGCCUUCACAUUUUUACAGAUUUGUUCCCAGCACUUCUCACCAUCUUUCUAGCCCCAAAUCAGCAGACACGUAUUUUCCCCCAACUUUUCACUCUCCAAAAUACCUCAGUGUACCUCAUUUUAAAAGUUACUGAUCUAUAGUUCUAGGACUUUUUACCCCUAGUUUGUAUCUUUCCAAAGUCUAAAAUUCUUAAUGUUCCUCAAAAAUGGCUAGCCAAGGCUUAUUUUGAUUUUGGUCUUUAAAAUAUAAAGACAGCCACCAGUUUCUUCUUUUAAGUCUAUUACUCUAGCAUUUUAAUGAAAAAGAAAAAACAAUCUCUAAGGUACAUUAUAUUAUAGUCAUGGUUCAGUAGCUACAUCUUUUGUCCUUUCGUGUCACUGAGUCCUUCCUAUGAGAUUAGACAUUUUGCUAACCACCCUAUAAGUUUGUAGAAAUUAAACAUACCACAUAUUUCUGGUUCAAUACCCAUUUUAUUAGCCGUCCAUCCCCACCAAAGUUUUCAGAACAGAAAACAUUACUCUUUCUGGUAUUGGAUGGCAUUGAAAAGUUUGAUCAUUUUUUCAUGGUGUGGCAGUGAUAUGGAGGUUAUCUUAAGUUUGCCUUUGUGGUUUUUCUAGGUUUUGUCCUUGAUUUUAAAUAGAUGAGCCAGUGUUAAGGUGCUACUUCAGAGAAUAAAUUCAAGAAAUUAGAUAACACUGUGCUAAGGUAUACGUUCUAGAUGCUAAGCACCAAUUGGCCCUCUGGAGAUGACAAUAUCCCUCUGAUACCUCAUUCCUGAUAAAUCUCAUUCAUUAAUCUCAGCUUCUCAGGAAUCCUUUGUAGCUCAUAUGCUAUAAGUAGCUAUAGUAUAUGGUGUCCACUGUGUGUCUAAUCCUAUGUUUUGGCUCCAAGAUUGGCUAAUUGUGGCUAGAGCUCUUCUAGAUUGCUAGCUCAGCACCUUGAUACUCAAGAGUUACUUGUCUUGAGAUAAAGGAAAAUAUUCUUUCUGCCAUUGCCAGUUUAGCAGUUGGACAUACUUAACCAACCAACAAAGCCAGUAUAGGGAUGUCUAUCAAUAACCUCAAGUGGCCAUAUACAUCAUUGGCAAAAGACAAGAUAAUUUACAAUUUAAAAUUAAUGAGUUGAGACUUGGCUAUCUAGGUAUUUAAAAAAUAAAGUUGCCUGAUGCAAGGAAUGAGUUUACAAAAGAAUGCCACUAAGUGCUUCAACCAAGUUAUGAUGUUUCAAGGAAAAAUAUAUAGUGAACAUCUAGCCACAAAGAGAAUGAGAAUCUAGAGAUUCAUUACUGCUAUAUUGUGUAUCUUCAGAUCUUCAUUUUAUAGAAUUUAAAGAAGCCAAAACAAUUAAUAUAUAACUAGUUAUACUGAAAGGAAGAAACAGGGGGACUGAUAAUACUAAAUAAUAGCUACUUUAAAAAUCAUUUCUAUUUGGACGUUUUGUUAGAAUCAUGUUCCAACACUCCUUUUUCUCUGACACCAGCAUCCUGGGUCAUCCCAGCUAUGGAGUAGAAGUGGUACAAUUCACAUAUAUUCUCUGGUAGAUAAUCUGACAUUGAUGAUACUUUGAAUUUCCCAGCUGGUGGAGCAAACAAGUAAUUUGCUGAAUUGAACUGCAAAGAAAUUCCAUUGUUUUGGUACCAAAGGCUGAAUCUAAACCCUUAAUAGAAAGAGCACAGUACACAUUUCUUUAGCAGGUCUUUUAUUCUGUUUGAACAUAAAAAAUGAUAAAAGUCACAGAGACUUAGUGUCAUGUAAGACUUCAAAGUAAUUUACAACCAAGAUCUUAUGAACCCAUCCAGGAGCAGUUGGGGGCACAGCAAAUAAGCUUUUAAAAACUUAGCUCAUGAAACAAUCCAUUAUAGAAAGUCAUCAUUGUUGUAUGGUUUAAGUAGUUCAGUCUGUUGUGGUUGGGCCUUGAUUUUGGUUUGUUUUGUUAGAUGAGUAGGACAACUAACCCCUGCACUAUCUUUUGUUUGUUUCUUUAAUAAGUCACGAAGUGCAAUUUCUAAGUUGAGUCUUUAGUUAUGAUAGUGAAGACAAUAUUGAGAAUUUGAAAUGGUCAGUGUGUUUUAUAUUGCCAAAGUACUUACUGAGGACUGACCACAUUGUGUUGUGAGGAACUAGUUUGCCUACACUGGAUCAGAGCCAAAUGCAGGCUACUUAUCAGUUCAGAGAGAUCAAGAGAACAUCUUCUGUGGUAGUGCAUAAAAUAUUAAGCUCCUGAAAACCCUGGGGAAAAAAUGAAAAAUUUAGAAAAUAAGUGGGAGUACAUGUAGCAUAUCAGAUCCUUAAAAAAAAAAAAAGAUAAUUUAAAUAUAACUUUAAGGAACUUAAGUUUCCUAAAACCUUGUGUUUGUUUUGUUUUGUUUGUUUCUGUUUGUUUUCUAACCACCUCUGGGAUUGCCUGGGAUCCCUUUCAUGAAGAAUUUGGAAGUUAUCUUCUUCUUUAUUUUUUUUCUUUUUUAAUUAGGAAGUUAUGGCAGUGGAAAAUUCUGGUAGGAACAUAUAUGAAGGUGUAAGAUGGUGGGAGGACAGGCAUCCCAUGUUACACACCAUACAUCUGGCAUUUGUAAACCGCUUGAUCGUGUGCCUCUAGGGUAGAAACAAUCAAGUAAUUCCCAAAGGGCAGGCUUUCUAAGCAAACGAGAGGCUCAGAGUAGUGCUUGACUGGAGGGCAGAGUAGUUUUCUAGAGAGGUCAGAUCCAAAACAUCUGCUCAUGACAGAAUGUGGUAUCUGGUGCUGAUCCCUAAAUGGUAAGCUUUAGGUAGAUUGUCUUGAAUUUUGAUAGCAAAAUAGUUUUAAAAUCUAUGUAUUUUAGCCUUUGUAGUAUAUCCUUACUGUAUAAAGAAAAAGGUGAGAAUUCCUCCGAUCAGAGCUCAGAAGCUGUGUAAAUUUAAAGUUCAAUCAGCGUAGUGCACCUGUGAUGAUAACUGACUUUUGCUCAGCUUCCAUUUUCAGUUGUUUGCUCUAAGAAGAGAAGUUCUGAGAAUAGUGGGUGUUAACAAAUCUAAGUUAUUCCCCAAAUGUUGCUGACCACAUUCUCAUUUCUAAACAUCUGAAUUGGGAAAGUUCUGAAGAAUGUAGGAAAAAGAGUUGUUUUUUCCACUAUAUAAUCUGGUCUUGCCAAAUCACCCAAGAAAGGAUAUACAGUGUGUGGAGUGUGUUUCUUGGAUGGGGCCUAUGAGGUCAUCCAGCCCAAUCUUGUCAUAAAUUCCUACCUCUAAAUUCCUGCCAAAGGGUCUUUAGCCUCUGUAUAUGCACUCAUUGAAUGAAUGUGUUGCCUAAAGUUUGGACUUUGAGGAUAAACAGCAUGUUAUGAUAUAAAAAUAUGAAGAUUUAAACAAUGAUUUCUGCCUCUCCUUCUCUGUUUCUCCCCUAGCCUCAUCGCCCUCUCUUUCUCUUUGUCUCCGCUAUACCCUAAAUUCAGAUUUGUCUCAUUUUUUUUAAAAAUUGUGUUAUAUUUUUUCAUUUAGUUACUAUACAUCUUUACAGCACACAAAAUUCUGUAAAGAACUUGUUUUGAAUAUGGUCUUUGAGGGAGAGAGAGAGGAUGAACCUGAGGACAGAGAAUGGAAGGUCCUUCUGAGUUGAUGGGGCCUGUGGGGCUUUUGCUCCAUUGCAGGGUCUAAAGACAAUGGUAACUGUUGGUAAUGUUUAAAGCCUUUAGCAUCUCAAGGCAGACAUAUGAAGUAGUCGUUACUAAACCUUAUUAUCUACUAGUCUAAAUCUUAUUAUCUGCUAGUCUAAAUCUGUUGGAAGUGAGGGGCAGUUCAUGAUUUGAUGAGUGAAAUGCCAUCAGGCAAAAUGGGAAAAGGGUAUGGCCUAAUAUGAUUCGAUCAGGGUAGAAACAUUUAGCUUCAUUAUCAUAUUGAGGGUACCUCAAAAUCUAUGGUCUUUUAAGAGUGGGCCUUUUCCCUCCUAUAUUUCACUUUGCCUCCUCUUCUCCUUACUCUCCCAUUGUCCUGCCUUUUUUAGUACUCAGCUUUUUGUAUAAGUAUUUACUUCUUUAUUAUAUAUUUGGUCCCUUUGGACUAUGUAAUGAUUAAGAUUUUAUUCCAUUCAUGAUAAAAAUUAUAUGUUUAAUAUUUUGUUCUCUUAAACUCUUUUGAAGCUAUGCUGCUAACCAGGUACAGACUAGAAAGAAGUUGGGCCUGACGGAACGUUGGUUACAUCACCCAAUGAUAACAAUAAUGUCAUGAUGGUGAUUGUUUUUCAUUUGACUGAGGCCAGCCUCCUGCUCUUCCUCUACUCAUUCAUUUCUGGUGGGGGGGGGGGGGGGGGACUACCCACUAAAAAACCCUGAGGCCAGAAGUAUCAGAGGAGCCAGGUUCUAGCUGAUGGACCACUAUUUGAAUAUCUCUAUAAUAAACUCAUUUAUAGGGCCAACUCCAACUGCAGUAGCCAAAGAAAACCAAUCUGACUCGACAUUUUAAUUCCUGAGAACUGAUUAAAAAAAAAAAAAGUUCAGCUAAAA
Molecule: messenger RNA, 8901 nt
Organism: Tupaia belangeri chinensis (Chinese tree shrew)
Lineage: Eukaryota; Metazoa; Chordata; Mammalia; Scandentia; Tupaiidae
Gene: CLCN5
Product: Cl-/H+ antiporter 5
Exons: 14
Coding region: 251-2701 (816 amino acids)
Biological process (GO): transmembrane transport; chloride transport
Cellular component (GO): early endosome; Golgi apparatus; synaptic vesicle
Molecular function (GO): voltage-gated chloride channel activity; actin binding
Source: RefSeq, a predicted model, not a curated record